AUGAAAAGUGAUACUGGACAAGAAUCUUGUAAUUCGAAAAGAUUCUGUCGUUUAACGACAGUGCUAAUUCUUCUGAUAAUUUCGGCCUGGAAAACUGCUGCAGACAGUGUUGAUGAUAUAGAAAUUUUUAAUGAAAAAGAAAUCAGGUCAAGAAUUUUGAUGAUUAAUGGUAAUAUCUAUGUUUAUGCUGGAUUUGGUAAAAAUAUAACCUUUCAAACAAGUCUUACUGGUUCAAUAAAUUUUGGCAAUACAAAUAUUCGGCAGAUACCACGUGUGGUUAGUUGA
Molecule: messenger RNA, 285 nt
Organism: Enterobius vermicularis (human pinworm)
Lineage: Eukaryota; Metazoa; Nematoda; Chromadorea; Rhabditida; Oxyuridae
Source: the annotation of a GenBank genome assembly